GCGAUAUACGCGUAUAGGGAAUAAUCGCAAGUUUCUGCAUUGCUCUCUUUCAAACGCGUUGUCUUUUGUUCUGGUGUCAAGAGAUGCGGUAUCCAUCGUGCACAUACUUUACGUCUGUUGAGGUGCUUGGUCAAAAUUUCGUGUACCUUUGCUGAUGAGACACCAACAACACUGGCAAGAUAUUUUAGAGUAUAUUUACCAUCUUCCCCUGCCAUUUUCUUAACUGCAGCCACGGUUCCAUCAGUAACAGCUGUCUUUGGUUGUCCAAUUCUCGAAGAAUCUUUAACGACGUCAACGUCAUUCUUAAAAAUUUUCAACUAAUGACAAACUGUGCUUAACGAAACUGCAGAAUCUCCAUUAAUUUGACAAAUUUUAUUCAAGACUAUUGUUGCAGGUAUAUUAAGAAUGCCUUUCUCUUUUUAUAUAGGUUCUUAUUUCAGCCUUCACUGCCGAUUUCAUAUCACUUGGAGAACAUGUUCAGUGUGUACGACUACCCUUUCUACUUUUGUAUGUAACUUUUGAAAUAGUGAAUAAAUCGAUAAGAAAUUUUAAAUAAGCACAGGUAAUGAAUGUAUCUACCUGUGCGUGACAUCGGUUUUGAUCAUCUAGGAAGAAUAUCGAUGGAAUAACAUUACUUGCAUUAUUUUUGGAUCGCCCCUCGUAUUGGUAAAUUUUCAUCUUCCGUGUUUAGGACUUUAUAUAAAGCUAUGGAGUUUUUCAAGAAUUGAUUUAUUUCAAAAACACCUUCGUUAAGACAGCAACAAAAAUUUAAACAUGGCAAAUGUAUGGACAGUGAUCCUUGCUUGGAGUUUCUUGUGUACAAGUUCUCAGAAAAUUUACUCGGAAGAAAACAAUCGCUGUGCCAGUGAUGGAGAGACAAUGAUGCAAAUAGGAGAAUUUCUGAUUCAGCAAGGGAGGUUGCAGGAAUCUUUAGAUUCCCUCAGACAGAUUAUUAAAAGACUCGAGGAAGAUGUAACCAAGAUCAAGAGUGGCUUAAAAAUAAAUUCUGACUGUCGGAAUAUCUUUUUUGCCGGACACAAGCAGUCUGGGGAAUUUUAUAUAGAUCCAUUUGGCAACGGAAGCUACGUCACAGUUUACUGUGAUAUGGAGACUGACGGAGGAGGGUGGACAUCAAUUCAGAAACGGAUUAGCGGUUCUGUUGGUUUUAACAGGACGUGGGAGGAAUAUAAAAGAGGAUUUGGGAACGUAACAGAUUCUUACUGGAUAGGAAAUGACGUGAUUCAUCAGCUGACAAAGGGAAGGAACUCCUCCCUCUACGUCUCCAUUACAUUAACAAACGGCACCACGUUAUACGAACUUUAUCAUCAUUUUUACGUCUCUGAUGAAUCAGAUAAUUACAGACUCUUUCUCAGGGGACCAGUUACCGGGACAUUAGGAGACGCCAUGACAGGUAGCCAUAACCUGUCUGGAAUGUCAUUCUCCACCCCGGACAGAGAUAACGACAUAGUUAGUCAUAGCUGUGCUGCUCUCUACAGAGGAGGUUGGUGGUUUAACCACUGUCACCACGCCUUCCUUAACGGUCCAUGGUCCCCGGAGUCCUGGACCUACCCAUGGUUUUCAACAGUACAGAGUGGGACCUCAGUGAAGGGGACCACCAUGAUGGUCAAACAUAACUAGGAGACAGCAUGAGAAGCCGUCAAGAUCUGUCUGAGAUGUCAUUCUCAACCCCAGGCAGUGACAAAGA
Molecule: messenger RNA, 1705 nt
Organism: Saccostrea cuccullata (small rock oyster)
Lineage: Eukaryota; Metazoa; Mollusca; Bivalvia; Ostreida; Ostreidae
Product: microfibril-associated glycoprotein 4-like
Exons: 6
Coding region: 775-1638 (287 amino acids)
Source: RefSeq, a predicted model, not a curated record